This is a messenger RNA of Raphanus sativus (radish), 832 nucleotides long. RefSeq lists its product as uncharacterized. The record is from RefSeq and is a predicted model, not a curated record. NCBI's taxonomy places the organism in Eukaryota, Viridiplantae, Streptophyta, Magnoliopsida, Brassicales, Brassicaceae. The transcript is spliced from 2 exons. The coding region runs from base 131 to 694 and encodes 187 amino acids.
AAGAAAUAGGUGCCGCCCGCUGAGAGCUUUAUAAGCACCUCUUCACCUUCUUUCUCUCUUCACUUUCUCCUCUCUUUUCUUCUUUAACAUUUCUCACUUUUCUCUCUGCAAAGAAAAGCAGAAACCAAGAAUGUGCGACUCAGACUUUCUCUCUCGAUGUUCCUCUUACGAGGCAGACUUUGAUUCUGACUCCGACAUCUCCACCUCAAGCUCCUGCUCCACGUACAGUGAAUCUGAGGAAGAGAUCAACAAUGACUUCGGUUAUGAGCUAUCAACAAAGAAGUUGGAGAAGAAGGAUAAGAAGAAGAGCAAUGUGUUGCUUGAAGGGUACGUUGAAGAUUCGCUGGUGAAUGAUGACUUGAAGAGGACCAAGAGUUUAACGGACGAUGAUCUCGAGGAGCUAAAAGGUUGUGUAGAUCUUGGUUUCGGGUUCAACUACGAGGAGAUUCCUGAGCUUUGUAAUACUCUACCAGCUCUUGAGCUUUGUUACUCGAUGAGUCAGAAGUUUAUGGACCAAGAUCAUCCUCACCAUAUUUCUUCGCCUGUGAAGAAGUCUAAGACGAUGGUUGAGUCACACGUUAGUCCAAUAGCUAGCUGGAAGAUCUCUAGUCCUGGGGACAAUCCUGAUGAUGUCAAAGCAAGGUUGAAGUUCUGGGCACAAGCAGUCGCAUGCACUGUGAGACUAUGCACUUGAGGAUAAGAAGAUGGACAACAAACAUAACUCUCAUGAGCUGCUCAGAUAUGUACAAAAAGAUUUUGGUAAUGAAAUUUGUUGUAAUGCAUUCUUGUAAAAGAGAACAUAAAUAAAGUUCUAUUCUUUUGAUGAAGAACA